This is a messenger RNA of Naegleria fowleri, 2403 nucleotides long. RefSeq lists its product as uncharacterized. The record is from RefSeq and is a predicted model, not a curated record. The coding region runs from base 1 to 2403 and encodes 800 amino acids. NCBI's taxonomy places the organism in Eukaryota, Heterolobosea, Eutetramitea, Acrasida, Naegleriidae. The transcript has a single exon.
AUGAAUCCUAAAAAUAACAAGAGUUCAGAACAACCACCACUCACUCGCCGCCCAUUAUUAUUACCAGAGUCAUCAUCAUGUCAUCAUGCCAUCGUACCCAACAACAACAAUGAAGAAACUGCUGACCCAACCAUCGUGAUGACAACCAAAAACAUUCCAUCAUCCAUCAUCUUUUAUCAAUUAUUAUCCUUUCUCAAGAAAUAUGAACAAACAUUUAAUUUAAUAAAAAAACAAAGAAUAACAGAACAAACAAACCAUCACGAUUCGUUCAUGAACCAUGAUCAUGAACAUUCUCAACAACAACAUCACCAGCAGCAUGCUAUGAAUGAUCACAUCCUUCACUCGUCAUCGUCGUCGUUGUGCUGUACAACCACUACCAACACUACCACAACUCCAAUCCAUCCUACCACUUGUAACACAUACAACAAUACCACUUGUAACACAUUCACCAACAACAAUACCACUUUCAAUAAUGAAGAAGAGAAAAUUGUUGAUUUCUUUAUUUUUGAUCAUUUCAAUACAACCAUUCCAAAAGAUGAAUGGAAAGAACAAUUACUUUCCAUGUCCACAAGUGAAUUAAUUGAAAUGUCACAAUAUCAUCAUGUCAAUGUUAGAAAAGAUUCUUCUCUCAAUGAUUUUGUAAAUGAAUGUAAACAAUUAAUGGAUUUAAUAGUUACAAGUAUGAGUGGUAAUGAUGAUCAUACUAAUCAAGACAGUAAUAAUAAUAGUAGCAGUAGUAGUAUUAAUAAUACUAAUAAUACUAAUAAUACUAAUAAUAAUAAUAAUAAUAAUAAUAGUAAUAAUAAUAAUCAUCACUUCAUGGAUGGUCAUGUCAAUAAUAAGAGAAUACGAAGAAACAACAAGAAAUCUCUUUCAAGUAAUACUUGUUUAUUAGAAAAAGGUUUAAAUAUUAAAAAAAAGUAUGAAAUUGAAAUACUAAGUCAAUUGAUUAGAAAUCUAUCUAAACAAUAUCAUAUUAAUAGUAUAUGUGAUAUUGGAGGUGGACAAGGAUAUUUAACACAGAAAAUUCUUAUUGAUCAAGAAUUAGAGAAAUGGAAUUCAAAUAACAAUCACUUGAAUAUCAAUUCUAAUAAUCCUUCUUCGAAUAUCAAUACAAAUAAUAAUCACUUGAAUAUCAAUUCUAAUAAUUCAAAUUAUUCUUCGAAUCUCAAUUCUAAUCAUAUUUCUCAAAUAUCACACAUUUAUACUAUUGAUUGCAAUCAUUAUUUAACACAAAAUGCAACUAAAAGAAUUAAAAUGAUUCGAAGAGUAUUGAACAAUCAAUUAUUAAGAAGAGAAUCAAUUGAUUCAUCAUUGAAAACAGAUAAGUGUAAUGAUCAUCAUUCAUCUUGUGAAUAUAAAGCCAUCACUUCACAUUUAUCCUUUACUUUGAAUGAUGAAGAAUUUUCAAAAAUAGUACAAGAAUUAGAAUUGACAUUAUCUAAUGAGAAUACUAGUAAUAAUAAUACUAAUUAUAGAAAUACUAAUAGUAUUAACAAUAAUAAUAGUACUAGCAAUAACAAUACUAAUACUAAUAAUAAUACUAAUAAUAUCACAAAUGGUUAUAGCAUGAAUAGUCUUAGAAAUGACAAUGGUCACGACAGUGGUCAUGAACAAUUACAUCAUCCUCACAAUGAUCGUCGUCUUGUCUUGAUUGGACUUCACACUUGUGGAUCUCUUGCUAGUUCGAUGAUUAAAUUAUUUUUAGCAUCCAACAAAUGUCAUGCCAUGAUUAAUAUUGGAUGUUGUUAUCAUAAAUUAUGUGAAGGACAAAGUUUUCCAUUAUCAUCCUCAUUCUAUCAACAACCGACAUCACAAUUCACACCCAUCUAUUUAUCCAAUUUAGGAAAAUCAAUGGCAUGUCUAAAUCCAUAUAUCUGGAAUUCAAAAGAUUUAAAAUCAUGUCAAGAACAAUUUCGAUUGAAAAGUUAUAGAUAUGCAUUUCAAUACUUGUUAUAUCAAUGGAUGGGAUAUGAUGCAAUUAAGAAUUUAAUUAUUAGACAACCAUCUAGAACAAAUAGUAUUGUAUCAUUUGGAAGAUUUACAUUUUAUACUUUACAAAAUCUAUUACAAGACUAUCCUGAAUUGAAGAAUCAUGAAAUAUUCUCUUCACUUUCUUUCAUGAAUAAUCAAGAAUUAUUUGAAAAGACAUAUAAUGACUAUUAUUCAAAGGAAUUUCAACCAUGUCCACAUACGGAUAUUGUAAAGAAAGUGGAGGCAUGUUGGUUUUUUAGAAGUUUGAUAGGACCAUUGUUGGAAUGUUAUAUUUUACUGGACCGUUUAAUCUAUUUGCAGAUGCAACAAGAAAUUCCAUUAGAGACUGCUUAUCUAAAAAGAAUAUUUGACCCAUCUCUCUCUCCAAGAGGUUUUGUGUUGGUGGCUGUGAAAAAAAUCAUUCAAUAA